AUGUUAUUGAGGUCGAUUGCAAUAGCAGUAACUGGGUUUACGAUUGGUGCAAGAGCAUUUGAUAUAACAGACUUAUACUUUUGGCAACCUGAUAGUUCAACUGCACUCCCUACUGAUUCUGCUUCGCUUUCAGCCUUCCUAGCAACAUAUUCUGUUACUGCGACUGGGGUUAAUUUGUAUGCUCCGUAUCACACCACAUGUCCUGAGAGUGGAGUGCGUGAAGCUGUUGAAAUCAAUGAUGAUGAAAAGGAGUACGUUGCCAGCAGACACGAGAAGACCAAUGAAAGCUUGAAGUCGUUCUUGGAACGGGCAAACAUGUCUAAUUUCGACCCCAAAUCUUUCAUUGACGAUAACUCAAAGGACCAUAAUAUCUCCAUAGGGAUUGCCUUCAGUGGUGGUGGGUACAGAGCCAUGUUGAAUGGGGCCGGGCAGAUGCUUGGUUUGGACGGUCGUUAUGAAGAGGCCAACGAUAAAGGAUUGGGGGGGUUAUUACAAAGUUCAACGUACUUGGCAGGUCUUUCUGGUGGGAACUGGCUUGUUGGUUCAGUGGUAUUGAAUAAUUUCAUUUCAAUUAACGAUAUUUUAAAUGGUACUAUUGAUAUUUGGGACUUGACAGAUUCAAUCUUCUACCCUACUACAGUCAACUUGUAUAAGGCUGUAAAAUACUAUUAUCUGAUUACCAGUGCCAUUGACGCUAAAAAAGAUGCAGGUUUCGAUACUUCAAUCACAGAUAUUUGGGGUAGAGCUUUGUCGUAUCAAUUCUUUGAUGAUGGCAGUAGUGGACUCAAUCUAACUUGGUCAAAAAUUACCGGUUUGAGUAGUUUUAUGGACUUUGAAAUGCCUUUUCCUAUUGUGGUUGCUGACGGUAGAACUCCUGGUGAAUUUAUUAUUAAUCAAAAUUCUACUGUGUUUGAAAUCAGCCCUUACGAAUUGGGUUCAUGGGACCCAAGUUUGAAAGCUUUCACUCCCACAAAGUAUUUGGGUUCCUCCUAUAAUAAUGGGUCGCCCAACGGUAGUUGUUAUGCUAACUUUGAUAAUGGUGGGUUUAUCAUGGGCACAUCUUCAUCUCUUUUCAAUCAAAUUAUUCUUCAAAUUAAUGGCUAUGAUGUUCCUUCAAUCAUCAAGAGCUUGGUUGAAAAAUUGCUUAGUAUUGUGAGUACUGCAGAGGAUGAUAUUGCGGCAUAUGAACCCAAUCCAUUUCUUCAUUCUGAGUUCGGAGCCUCGGAAAGAAUCGUUACCAAUGAUACGCUUUAUUUGGUUGAUGGUGGUGAAGAUGGUCAGAACGUCCCUCUUUAUCCAUUGAUUCAAACAUCUAGAAAGCUUGACAUUAUUUUUGCCUUUGAUAACUCGGCUGAUACUAGUGAAAACUGGGCUAAUGGUACUUCCCUUGUGAAAACUUAUCAACGUCAAUAUUAUCCACAGGGUAAGGGUACUCCAUUCCCCUAUGUUCCAAGUGUGGAUGAAUUCUGGAAUCAAGGCUUGAACGAGAGACCGGUGUUCUUUGGAUGUGAUGCUAAAAACUUGACUACUUUAGUGGAAUAUCACAACAGCACUGUCAAUGAAACCGAUAUCCCACUUUUGGUUUGGUUUUCGAAUCACAGAAUCAGUCAAAACUCCAAUACGUCUACUUUCAAGAUGUCCUACGAAAACGACGAACGUGACGCAUUGAUUCAGAACGGGUUUGAGGUUGCAUCUCGAGCCAAUCUUACCGAAGAUUCGGAAUGGCUCACUUGUGUUGGUUGUGCGAUCAUUAGACGUCAACAGGAGAGAACAGGAGAGGCACAAACCGAAGAAUGUCAAAAGUGCUUUGCUAAAUACUGUUGGCAGGGAGACGCUAAAGAUGCCGCAGCCUCGAGUGUUACAUUGGCUGCAGUUACUUCUGCUGCAAGCUCAUCAGCUCUGCGUCUGGGAUCUUCCUCAUCUUCAUCUUCAAAGAAGAAUUCUGCUGAUUUUAUCUCCUCUAAAUCACUGUUAUUCUACCUUGUCAAUGCAGUACUUUUAUUGGUUAUUUAA
Lizanozyma spartinae is the source of this 2013-nucleotide messenger RNA. RefSeq names its product Plb5p (gene PLB5). Gene Ontology annotation, cellular component: intracellular membrane-bounded organelle; plasma membrane; cytosol. Lineage: Eukaryota; Fungi; Ascomycota; Pichiomycetes; Serinales; Debaryomycetaceae. Gene Ontology annotation, molecular function: A2-type glycerophospholipase activity. The transcript has a single exon. Bases 1 to 2013 code for a protein of 670 amino acids. The record is from RefSeq and is a predicted model, not a curated record. Gene Ontology annotation, biological process: glycerophospholipid catabolic process.